AUGAUUUUUGAUACAAUAAUAGGUAUGACAGUAUUCAAUCUUUAAUUUAGCUAGAGCAAAUGAUGGAUUAUUGCUUUGUGAAGUACAAUCAAAUGAAAAAGUCUAAUUAAGUUUGGAAGUGAAAAGAUAAAUAAAAUUAAUAUUGAAACGUGGCAAUUUAUCGUCUGAUGUAUAGUAUUAAUAAUUGGAUUCUCAAUAAAGUAAUGUAAAAGGUACUUGAUUAAUUUAUAUUUAUAGCUGUUUACAAGACUUCUAUGGGUGUUUGUUAUGUAGUCUUUUAUGAUUCUAGUUUUAAUCUGAAAUUAGCUUGUUGCUAUCUUGAUGAAAUUGAAAAAGGGUUUUAAGAUGUAAUUCAAUUUUCUUUAAUAGGAAUUACAAAUAAGAUAUGGAACCUCUAAUGUUAAUUAUAGAUCUAAAUUAGAGACCAUUGAAAGCAACGAUUCAUAUUGUUUUUAAUAAUUUGGUAUUUGAUAUAUUUUAUAAAAAAAAGAAAGGUUUAUAAAAAAGAAGAAAUAAGAAUUCUAAGAUUAAUCAUCAUCUAAGAAUCUAGAAAGAUUAAAAAUGGAAAUGACAGAACUCAAAAAAAUAAUGAAUGAAAAUGUCAAAUUACUCUUUGAUAGAGAUGAGAAAUUAUAAGGUAAUUUUUAAUUAUUUAUAUUUAGAUAUGAAUGAGAAGGCCAAAUCUUUGAAAGAAGACUCAAAAUUAGUAAAAUUUUCAUAUAAUAUUAUUUCAGUUCAAAGAUAAAGCUGCAGAAUUAGAAUGGUCUAUUUGGUUUAAGAAAAAUUCUGUUUGGUUUAUUUUUGGAGGAUUCAUAUUGAUCUUCUUAUUUUUCAAAAUUUAUUGAUAACUAUAUAUGAGUUAUGUAUAUG
Molecule: messenger RNA, 870 nt
Organism: Paramecium primaurelia
Lineage: Eukaryota; Ciliophora; Oligohymenophorea; Peniculida; Parameciidae
Source: the annotation of a GenBank genome assembly